CCUUCACGCAACAUGAACAGCAGCAGCGCCUUGCCAUCUUUGUCAAAGCAAGACAAAGAUCGGAUUACAACCAUCGCGCUGGCAGCUGCCCACGAACUGAUUCGUCAUGCCAAUGUUGAUGCCAGCAACGACCAUAUUCAAUGGACGCUGCAGCGCCAUCAAGCCGAUUUGGACAUGUACGAAGGGGUUACAGUGCCCUCACCGGCUAAGAAGUCGCCCACGUUGGGCCUCUUUUGCAGUGUCACACAUGUUUCAGCCACGUUAGACGAAGUGAUUGGCUUGCAAAACAGCCCCACCACGCUGUCGCAACGCGACGUUGUGGCGGUGCCAUUGUAUACGAUCUUGCCCCAAGCCCACCUGCAGCAGCAGCAGUCUCCCCAAGCACACACGAUGACCGUCGAUCGGUUAAUAGUCCAGUCCAUCCGAUUCAAUAGUGUGUUGGACCGGUUGAUUAUUCGACCUCGACAUGCGAUAGUGUUGGAGUGCGACGCAAGUUUCGAUGCUGGAGGGGGCAAGCGGGGUUGGCUGCGGGUACAAAAGUCGCUCGAGUUGCCUCAAGUUCAACACUACUAUGCGGGCAGGGGGUGCGUAUUCGACACCAACAUGCACCUGGACCAGCGUCCAUCCGGGCAAGUGUACGUUGAAGCGUCCAGAUCCAUCCGGCGAAAGCCUUGUUCGACGGUCGUGGCAACGAGUAUGUCCCACUGUGACUUUGGCGGCCGCGUGCUGGAAUGGGUGGUGGCUACGUCACUCAAACAAAGGUGUCGCCAGCCGCUAGUUCAUUUGGAUCGUCGGCUUCGAGAACAACGGCUAAGUCGGGGGCCGUGGGUUCAGAUUGAACAUUGCGUGCCAUUGAAGUCGAAGCGGGCGUGCUUUCGUUGCCACAAGAAAUUUCGUGUCCUCGCCGGCAACUGCCGCGCACAUUGCCGCAAAUGUGGACAGGUCGUGUGCUCCAACUGUAUCCGCACCUGGAGCGUAUACGUCCAUGGCGCAGUCCAGACAAUGCCAGCGUGUACUGUAUGUUCGGUGCGCCCUUGGUCCCAACUUGCCAGCAACUCCGUCCUCGGUAGUAGUCCCGGGUGUUCAUUGGAAUACAUCGACUCGGUCGUCCAUCGUCGCAGUGUCUCGAGCGACAGCCGAACGGACACGUUUUGCUCCAACAGGAUAGGCACCCCCCUGCAAAGUUGUCUGUGCCAUGAUUUGUGCACGCCGUCAUGACGACGACGACGGAGGAAUUGAAUUCGUAUAAUUAGAUUUGAUAUGAAUUUCCAAAUGCCGUCAACACUCAUGCUGGAGACACUUUGUCAUUCGUCUCUUGACAGCAACGACAUCGUGGACGUUGACUGGAACGAAGCCUGACCAGUGGGGGGGACAAAGUAACAAUAAUAUAUUACGAG
Molecule: messenger RNA, 1397 nt
Organism: Aphanomyces astaci
Lineage: Eukaryota; Oomycota; Saprolegniomycetes; Saprolegniales; Verrucalvaceae
Exons: 4
Coding region: 13-1218 (401 amino acids)
Molecular function (GO): metal ion binding
Source: RefSeq, a predicted model, not a curated record